ACCCUGUCCGACCCGACACGGAAAACCCGUCAGAGGCCUCCUAUUUAAGGUUUUCAACCAGUUUUAAUGCGCAGCAAAGUUCGCAAGCUUCUGCUUCAAACUGUCUUGCCAUUCUGUUUUCUCAGGCUAAAGAGCUUCUUAAAUAACCAGCUGACAAUCAAACGGGCAAAACAAAUUCAUGCUCAAAUCCUUAUUAGCAGUCUUAACCACCUCCAGCCCCUAUUGGUUCAUCAGUUCCUUCUGUCAACUAACAACUACUCUUCAAGUGUUUUCCUAUACGUGCGGCAAAUCCUUUACCAUUUGCAAAAGCCAGAUGCUUUUUCAUGGGGUUGCGCCGUACGGUUUUUAUCCCAGCACAGGCAGUUUGAAGAAGCUUUUUCUCUUUAUGUUAAAAUGCAGAAGCUUGGAUUGUACCCUACCACACAUGCCAUAUCAUCUGCUUUAAGAGCAUGUGCUAGGGCUGAAUGUAAAACGGGAGGAAUUUCAAUCCAUGCUCAGGUUCAUAGAUAUGGGCUUUGCAACUGUGUUUUUGUGCAAACAGCUCUUGUGGAUUUGUACACGAAACUGGGUGAUAUGGAUACUGCAAAAAAGGUUUUUGAUGAGAUGCCUGAGAAAAAUGUGGUCUCAUGGAAUUCGAUUUUAUCUGGGUAUUUGAAAGCUGGGAAUUUAGGAGAGGCUCGCAGGGUGUUUGAUGAUAUUCCAAAGAAAGAUGUUAUAUCUUGGAAUGCAAUUCUAUCAGGGUAUGCAAAAAUGGGAAAUAUGGAUCAGACACUUUCAUUUUUUCAGCAGAUGCCAGAGAAAAACUUGGCUUCUUGGAAUACGAUGAUUAGUGGUUUUGUGGAAUGUGGAGAAAUAGAAUCAGCUCGGAGCUUUUUUGACAUGAUGCAUCAAAGAAAUAAUGUUUCUUGGAUUACAAUGAUUGCUGGGUAUUCUAAACGCGGGGAAGUCAAGUCUGCUCGUGAGCUCUUUGAUAAAAUGGGUGAGAAAGAUCAUUUAGCCUUUAAUGCCAUGAUAUCUUGCUAUGCUCAAAACAGCCAACCAACAGAAGCCCUAAAGUUGUUUGAUGAGAUGCUUAAAGCUGGUGCUUGUAUCCAGCCAGAUGGGAUAACGUUGGCAAGUGUGAUAUCUGCUUGUUCACAGCUAGGAGAAUUGAGAUUUGGUUCAUGGGUUGAGUCAUACAUAAGUAAGUUUGGAAUCCAAGUGGAUGAUCAUAUGGCUACAGCUUUAAUCGAUUUGUAUGCAAAGUGUGGGAGUAUUGAUAAAGCAUAUAACCUCUUUCAUGGUCUGAGAAAGAAGGAUGUCGUUGCUUACAGUGCAAUGAUAUCGGGAUGUGCCAUCAAUGGUAAGGCUGUUGAUGCCAUCAUGUUAUUCCAAAAAAUGGUGGAUGCUCAAAUUCAACCAAAUUUGGCUACCUUCACUGGGCUAUUAACUGCGUAUAAUCAUGCUGGCCUGGUUGAAGAGGGCUACCGAUGCUUUAGUUCUAUGAAGGACAAUGGACUUGUGCCUUCAACUGAUCAUUAUGCAAUCAUGGUUGAUCUUUUGGGCAGGGCAGGGAGAUUGGAAGAUGCAUAUGAAGUUAUAAAGAGCAUGCCGAUGAAGCCUCAUACUGGAGUUUGGGGAGCUUUGCUUCUUGCCUGUAGCUUACAUAACAAUGUUGAGUUUGGAGAGAUUGCAGCUCAGCAUUGCUUUGAGUUGGAGCCCGGUACAGCUGGUUAUUAUUCUCUCCUUGCCAAUGUUUAUGCCUCUGUUGGAAGGUGGCGCGAUGCCAGAAGAUUGAGAAAGAAUACGGAAAGGAAGAAGCUGGCCAAGAUACCUGGUUGUAGUUGGACAGAAUCGACCUGAUUCUUCCACCACUGACAGGAACAGGCAAAUACUGCUAACAUAGAGGCUAUCAAACUCGGAAUAUGGUUUGGGAGUGUGUGGUCUGUGUAGCAGUUCAGAUUUUAGGGUUGCGGAUUCAUCAUGGUCAAUGCAACUAAAGGACUGUUC
Theobroma umbraticum is the source of this 1989-nucleotide messenger RNA. Its product is annotated as Tetratricopeptide repeat (TPR)-like superfamily protein. Gene Ontology annotation, biological process: RNA modification. Gene Ontology annotation, molecular function: RNA binding; protein binding. Lineage: Eukaryota; Viridiplantae; Streptophyta; Magnoliopsida; Malvales; Malvaceae. The record is from RefSeq and is a predicted model, not a curated record.